AUGGUGUGUCUCUAUGUUGAUGACAUAUUUCUAACAAAGAGUUAUGAACAUGAGAUAGCUAAGUUCGAGAAGGUGCUAAGGAAUGAGUUUGAGAUAACUGAUCUAGAAAGGAUGACAUAUUUCUUAGGGAUGGAGUUUAUGUACUCUGAGAAGGGUAUCAUUUUGCAUCAGCUGAAAUAUGAACUUGAGCUUUUGAAGAGAUUCGAGCUGCUGAAUUGUAAGGCUGUUGUUACACCAUCAGAAACAAAUCAAAAAUUGAAUUAUGAUCCUGAGGGUGAUGAUGUAUAUGCUAUAACUUUCAAGCAGUUGGUUGGAUCUCUAAGGUAUCUGUGUAAUACCAUACCUGAUAUUUACUCUGCAGUUGGAAUGGUUAGUAGGUUCGUGAGUAAACCGAAGUGGCCUCAUUACCAAGUUUCUGUCAAGAUUCUGAGGUAUAUAAAGGGGACUCUGGAGUAUUGUCGCAUCCACUAA
Molecule: messenger RNA, 471 nt
Organism: Lathyrus oleraceus (garden pea)
Lineage: Eukaryota; Viridiplantae; Streptophyta; Magnoliopsida; Fabales; Fabaceae
Exons: 1
Coding region: 1-471 (156 amino acids)
Source: RefSeq, a predicted model, not a curated record